This is a messenger RNA of Merops nubicus (carmine bee-eater), 423 nucleotides long. RefSeq names its product serglycin (gene SRGN). Bases 1 to 423 code for a protein of 140 amino acids. The transcript has 3 exons. The record is from RefSeq and is a predicted model, not a curated record. Lineage: Eukaryota; Metazoa; Chordata; Aves; Coraciiformes; Meropidae.
AUGCAGCUCCUUAUCAGAUGUAACGGGAGGAUUUUCCUGGCUAUUUGUUUAAUCCUCUUUGUGGGAUACACAGCACAAGGUGUCCCCAUGCUGAAGGCACACUACAGGAGACUGAGGUGCCGGCCCAACGCCUGGUCUGCCAACUGCAUCGAAGAGCCGGGGCCCAUGUUUUACAUGCCCACUGGUGGAGCCAACAGGAUCCUUCCUCCCAUGGCAGACCCGUCCCUGGUGAAGCGAUAUCAAGACCUGAGUGACACAUUCCCUCUUUUUUUGCGCGAGCCCGGGGUGGAGGCGGACCCAGCCUCUGGGUCGGGGCUCGGUGACGGCAACAGCCUCCUGGAGGCGAAGCUGCCCGCGUUCCUGGCGGGCCCGCGGGGCGGCCAGCUGAAGCGAAAGCUAACGGAGGAGGAUCUGCUCCUGUAG